Molecule: messenger RNA, 1689 nt
Organism: Acipenser ruthenus (sterlet)
Lineage: Eukaryota; Metazoa; Chordata; Actinopteri; Acipenseriformes; Acipenseridae
Product: forkhead box protein E4-like
Exons: 1
Coding region: 56-1318 (420 amino acids)
Biological process (GO): anatomical structure morphogenesis; regulation of transcription by RNA polymerase II; cell differentiation
Molecular function (GO): DNA-binding transcription factor activity, RNA polymerase II-specific; RNA polymerase II cis-regulatory region sequence-specific DNA binding
Source: RefSeq, a predicted model, not a curated record
UGCACACCACUGUCUUGUGACACACACGCUGCUUGGAGACCACAAACUAAAGUUUAUGAAUCUUGAAAACGUCUCUUACUUUUCGGGCAUGUGCAACAUGACUGCGGAAUCUCAGUACUCCCCAACCGAGGUGGCGAGUCCCAUGGGAGUCUCCCCUAACCGCAGCCUGGAUUCCUCCUCGCCGGGGAGAGGGCAAGACGAGGUGAUGAUCAAAUCGGAGCCCAGGGGCAGCAGCCCUGCCACUGACAGGGAGGAUGGCAAUCUGGGCCAGACUGAGGACCAGCUGCCAACAUCUGGGAGCCGACGCAGGAAGCGGCCCGUUCAGCGAGGCAAGCCGCCUUACAGCUACAUCGCUCUGAUAGCCAUGUCCAUCGCUAACUCGCCCGAGAGGAAACUCACGCUCGGGGGCAUCUACAAGUUCAUCAUGGAACGCUUUCCAUUCUACAGGGAGAAUUCCAAAAAGUGGCAGAACUCGAUCCGGCACAACCUGACCCUCAACGACUGCUUCGUCAAAAUCCCGCGGGAGCCCGGGCGCCCUGGCAAGGGCAACUACUGGACCCUGGACCCGGCGGCCGAAGACAUGUUUGAUAACGGUAGCUUUUUGCGCAGGAGGAAGCGCUUCAAAAGGACAGACGUCAGCACCUACCCGGGCUACAUGCAGAACGCCAGCGCCUUCACCCCGACCCCAGUCGGAAGACAGUCCUAUCCCAACACGUUAUACCCCGGCAUGGGCUCAGGGUACAGCCCCCACAUCCACAGUAGCACGCACCACCCCGCCAUGCUCCAUCACUACCAGAGCCCAGGCGUGGUCGGACAGGGGCAGCACAGGAUGUUCAGCAUAGACAAUAUCAUCAACCAGCAAUCCGUGCUGCAGUCUUCCUCGGGGACCGAGCUGAGCCACCAGUCACUGAGCUUGAACGGGGACGGCAGCAUGGCCCCCAGCUGCUUGGUGGGAGUCGGUUCCGACCCGGUGUCCUGUUUCCAGUCCCAGUCGUUCAGUCCCUCUGGAGUGGGAUCCAUACUGAGCAGGUCCAGCGGCACCAUCUCAUCCGACCUGGCGGCGGCCUAUCCUUACUCCUCCUCGCCGCCCCACUUGCCCGCCAUUGCCCAGGCGAGUUACUCGCCGAGUAAUACCCAGAUGUACGCCCCUUCCAACAGGAUCUCUCUGCAGCCCAUGCGCUCCAGUUCGUGUUCCGACCACACCGACCAGCUCCUGAGUCUAUCGAGCUCACAAACGAACGGGCUCGGCCAGUUCGGUGCCAAUAACUCCUACAUGAGGCAGGCCAGUUUUGCUUCGGGACUGGAGAGGUACAUGUAAAAGAUGUUCAAAGACUGUCUCGUGAUAUCACACCAGCUCUUCUGUUUAAAAAGAAAAACAAAACUCGGACAUCCCAGGAGAUUAGCGCUUUUUAAUACUUACACCGUUUAUUUUCUGUGUCUCAUUUUCUUUUUAAAUGUGUUGUUUCUUUGGUCAUCCAAAACUUUUAUACUAUUUUAUAAAUAUUGGAAACCGAUUUUUUAAAUAUUGCAUUUUUGUUGUCGUUGAAAUUUGUAUAUAGUAAAAAGCACUAUUAAUAUGUAUUUUUUUUUUUAAUGAAAUAGGUUGGAAUAGAUUCUAAUGUAAUUUAAGCUCUCCUGGUUAUACAAAUGUUGCCACAUCAUCAACAUGUGUGUUCAAUAUUUAUGGAU